CAUAUCCGAAAGUAUUCUAAGCAAGGUAUGAAGAUGAUUAAGGAAACACCAAACGUUUAUGAAAAAGUUGUCAAGACUUAUAUAGAUCAAAUACCUCAUUCACGAUUGACUUGGUUUGUGUUACGAAAUAUACUUUCUCAUGUAACUGAGACAGAAAAGAUUAUUUACGAAGACCUUUCCCCCAACAAAGCUUUCAUGAUCAUACCUGACCUUAAAUGGGACCAACAAAGCUUAUCAUCUCUCUAUGUACUUGCAAUUGUUCAAGACCCUUCAAUUAGAUCCUUACGAGAUAUAACACCUAUCCAUCUCUCACUUCUGAAAGCCAUCGCUAUAGAUGGUACCCGAGCAGUUCAAGCACGUUAUGGAGUUCCAAAAGAAGAACUAAGGUUGUUUGUACACUAUCAGCCAAGUUACUACCAAUUUCAUGUUCAUAUUGUACAUAUCGAACAUACAGGUUUCCCAGGAGUUGCAACAGGACAAGCACAUCUACUUGAUGAUAUAAUCGAGAAUCUAGAACAAGAAAUACUACAAAAACCUAUACCUGAAAAGAGCUUUUAUGCUCGUCGAACCUUUACUUAUGCUCUAGGCGAGAACCAUGAAAUGUUUGAAAAACUUUGGGAAGCUACUAAGGCUUGUCAUUCAAUUCCAUCAGAUCUGUCUUGAUACUAAGGCCUCAAUCAAACAAGUCGCGUUCAAGCCGAACCCCAGAAUGUAUGAUCUUUUAUCUUUGUGUAUAAUUGAUGACAAAUUAAAAAGGAAUGAUGUCCUUCAUCAGG
This is a messenger RNA of Melampsora larici-populina 98AG31, 776 nucleotides long. RefSeq lists its product as uncharacterized. The transcript is spliced from 4 exons. Bases 28 to 663 code for a protein of 211 amino acids. Gene Ontology annotation, biological process: deadenylation-dependent decapping of nuclear-transcribed mRNA. NCBI's taxonomy places the organism in Eukaryota, Fungi, Basidiomycota, Pucciniomycetes, Pucciniales, Melampsoraceae. Gene Ontology annotation, cellular component: nucleus; P-body. Gene Ontology annotation, molecular function: hydrolase activity; RNA 7-methylguanosine cap binding. The record is from RefSeq and is a predicted model, not a curated record.